GAAAGAGGUUUUGUCUUUAUAUGGCAAUGCACGCCGGCUGCUAGUGAAGGUGACCACGUGCCAGGUCAAUGGAUGAUGGAGACGUGUUUUACAGUUUCAGAUUAGCCACCGGGCUAAGUUUAGAUGUGACAGGACUGAGGGCUUCAUUUAAAAUGCAGAAUGAGGUGGCAAUAGAGGCCACAUUCGUACUUCUGAACAAUUAUGUACAACUAGAGCUAUGCUUACAAAUACAGAUGAUUUAAGAGAGUUGAAUGAAGAUUUCUGAAAAUUGCAGUUUCCAGAUGUUUAAGUUUGCUAACUUUGUCUCACAAGCCUAAAACUAAAUACAGCGCAUAGCUAUAAGUCCAGGAGUGGGGUAACUGUGUUUUGUGACACGUGUUGCUCCACUGAAAACUACACAUUGAACAUUGCACCUCCAAAUGGCAAACAGAGGUAAAUGUCUCCACCCGGAAGUCCUGGGUGACAAUGUUAAAACAAACACCAUUUGUUUUUAUUUGAUAUGUUAUUUUAUUAUUUUGUAAGUGUAUGUAUUUUUUUGGCGUUACUUUUAUUUUCAACGCGUGUUGUAAAUGAAUAAAUAAAUUGAUACAUGUCACGUGUCAAUGACGCGUAAGUAAACAAUAAACUGAGCCAAUCGCAGAGCGACAGCUCGGUCAGCUGACGGAAGCUUCCGGGAUUGUCACGUCAAGUGUUGUGUUGUCAAAAUGGCAGGACACGAACAUCACCAUCACUUCUCUCCGUGUUUCUGCGAUUUAAUGAGGUUGUUGUGGUCCCUGGUCGCGCCCUGCGCCUACCUCAGCCUGGUCCUGACCCUGGUCCUGCUGCUCCUCCUGCUGGGGGUCCGGAUGUGGCUGCGGGGCCGCCGCAAGGCCCGCUGGGCGCAGGACGGCGGCCCCGCGGUUGCUUUCUUCCACCCGUACUGCAACGCCGGAGGAGGCGGGGAGCGGGUCCUCUGGUGCUCCCUGAGGACCCUCAUGAACCGAUACCCCAGCAUCUCCUUCGUUGUCUACACUGGAGACCAGGGAGUGACCGGCGAGCAGAUUCUGGACGGAGCCCGACAGCGUUUCAACAUCACGCUGCCUCGACCGAUCACUUUCGUCUUCCUGCAACACCGCUCACUGGUGGAGGCCAGUUCUUACCCACACUUCACCCUGCUGGGUCAGAGCGGCGGCUCCAUGUUCCUCGGCUGGGAGGCGCUGACCGCCUUCGUCCCUGACCUGUAUGUGGACUCGAUGGGCUACGCCUUCACCCUGCCCAUCUUUCGUUACUUGGGAGGCUGCGAGGUGGCGAGCUACGUCCACUAUCCCACCGUCAGCACCGACAUGCUGUCUGUGAUCAGAGAGAGGAACCCCAGGUUCAACAACGCUGACUUCAUCUCCAGAAACCCCGUGCUGAGCGUGGUCAAGGUGGUUUACUACUGCUGCUUUGCCCUGCUGUACGGCCUGGCCGGCUCCUGCAGCGACGUCAUCAUGGUGAACUCCACCUGGACGCUGGGACACAUACUGUCUCUGUGGCGCUCCCCGAGCCGCACCAGCAUCGUCUACCCUCCCUGCGAUGUCAGGGCCUUCCUGGACGUCCCGCUGGAGGAGGAGGAGGAGGAGGAGGAGGAGGAGAAGGAGGAGGAUAAAGAUGAUGGGGAGGAGGGCUGGGAGGAGCUCGGACCGGAGCUGGGGAGUGAAGAGGAAGGAGGGGCGGACAGGAAGUGCCACUCCAUCGUAUCGGUGGGUCAGUUCCGACCAGAGAAGGACCACCGACUGCAGAUUUGGGCGUUUCACAAACUGCUGGAUGGGAAAAGGGAGGGGCCUGGGGGGCGGGAGUCUCUGCGGCUAGUGCUGAUUGGCGGAUGCAGGAACCAGGAGGACGAGGAGCGGGUGCUGAUGCUACGGGGCCUCUGUCAGGAGCUGGAUGUGGCCGACCGUGUCGACUUCAAACUCAACGUGCCCUUCGAGGAGCUGAAGAGAGAGCUGGUGAAUGCCACCAUUGGACUGCACACCAUGUGGAACGAACACUUUGGUAUCGGCGUGGUGGAGUGUAUGGCUGCAGGCACCAUCGUCCUCGCUCAUAAGUCUGGAGGUCCAAAGCUGGACAUCGUGGUGCCGUACGAAGGCGGACAGACGGGCUUCCUUGCCGACAGCGAGGACAGCUACGCCGCUGCCAUGGAAACCAUCUUGGCGCUGUCUCCAUCGGCCAGACUGGAGAUCCGACAUAACGCCCGGCGCUCUGUGGAGCGAUUCUCUGACCAAGAGUUUGAGGCUUGUUUCCUCGCUGCCAUGGAGUCUCUGAUGCGUAAGCUGGAGCUAUGAGGAGGAACAGACGAGGCCCAGGGUCCACCAGGGACCAGGACUUGUGGCGUGAAGCAGUGAUUCAUAUCCAUGUUUAAAACAAGCUAAGCUUUCGACGCUGUGUGUGACAUAGUGUCUCGUUCCUCAUUUAAAAUAGAAAACUGAGCCGGCAUUGUUAAGUUCCUGGUGGACACCCAGAGAUAAACUUGUCUUUCUUAUCGGCUGCAAUGAAGCAAAAAAAAAACACACACAUUCCCAGUGACUUUGCACGUGUCAAACUCCCGACGAAUGUUCACCAAAUGAACAGAAACAUGGAGGAGCAACAUAGAUAAAGCGUUGAUCAGUAUCAGCAGAUCUCAAACGUCACUAUUCGACCUUCAUGAAAACCUCCCCCGCAACAGGGCUGAUCGCUAUAAUGUUCAUUUAUCAAAAGGGACCCAGCUUUGGAGAAGCAGACGACGGACCAAACAUAAAAGUUGCAUCGUGUUCACCCUUAAACUAUCAAUGGUGAUGUAACGAUGGCUGAGAAGAGACCUCACGCUUCAGGAAACUUUUAUUCCCAUUAUUCCAAGUGGGAAGUAACAUUUACGAGAGGGAAUCUAAUUUGGGAGUGUUUGUUCUCUUUAGUGGGUGUUAGAUGAGUUAUCAUUAAUGUCAUAUCACGGUGAUAUUUGGUCCAGGACCUGUUGAGCCUCGCUCACCACAAAGACUGAAAGCAGAGGGAACCGGCUAGCCCGCAUAUAAUAAUAAUAAUAAUAAUAAUAAUAAUACAUUUGGCUUCCAUCUGUUCUUAAAUUGCCUUACCAACACAUGUUAUCUCGUUAGCUAGCCAGCUAGUGGUUUUCCUCUUUGAGCGAUGCUAAGCUAGCAGUUUCCCCCUGCUUCCAGUCUUUGUGCUAAGACAAACCCAUGUAUCACUGGACGCACAGACAUUAAACUUAUGUCUUCUCAUCUGAAUAGGAAGCAUAUUUCCCAAAAAUGUUCCUUUUUUAAGUUGAGUUAAAUUCCAAACAGCUUUGUAUGCAACACCACUGACAGCUGUAGAUUUUUUUCUGGUGUGACUUUUGAUUUAUAAUGUGUUCAUGGUGAGGUUUUCAUCUGUUUUCCUGUUACUGAAUGAUUCUUGAAUAGAUGUGAAGGGGUUUGCAAUGUUAUUUUUCCUGACGAAGACUUUUGUUUUUGGUGUUUCUCUGCACAUCAACGGAGCACUUAAAAAGUGUUUGGGUUAAGAUGCUUGGCCAAAUAUCUCUCAUUUAAACGUUUCACUUCCUGCAUACCUGUUUGUAAUGAGUUCACAAAGAUAUUAUACCGUGUGAAAUAUAAAAGAUCUUUAUUUGGAAGAGGCAUUAUUAUUAAGUAUGUCCAUGUAGAGAAGACGAGAAACUGAUACAAUACUGAAAUAAACGCAAUUGCUAAACACUU
This is a messenger RNA of Cyclopterus lumpus (lumpfish), 3704 nucleotides long. Its product is annotated as GDP-Man:Man(3)GlcNAc(2)-PP-Dol alpha-1,2-mannosyltransferase-like. Lineage: Eukaryota; Metazoa; Chordata; Actinopteri; Perciformes; Cyclopteridae. Gene Ontology annotation, cellular component: endoplasmic reticulum membrane. Gene Ontology annotation, molecular function: GDP-Man:Man(3)GlcNAc(2)-PP-Dol alpha-1,2-mannosyltransferase activity. Gene Ontology annotation, biological process: protein N-linked glycosylation. The transcript is spliced from 5 exons. The record is from RefSeq and is a predicted model, not a curated record. Bases 705 to 2303 code for a protein of 532 amino acids.